This is a messenger RNA of Scomber japonicus (chub mackerel), 1973 nucleotides long. RefSeq names its product inhibitor of growth family, member 3 (gene ing3). The record is from RefSeq and is a predicted model, not a curated record. Gene Ontology annotation, biological process: regulation of DNA-templated transcription. NCBI's taxonomy places the organism in Eukaryota, Metazoa, Chordata, Actinopteri, Scombriformes, Scombridae. Gene Ontology annotation, cellular component: NuA4 histone acetyltransferase complex. The coding region runs from base 390 to 1646 and encodes 418 amino acids. The transcript has 12 exons.
AUUCAUGUUAUAAUAAAUAAAUACUAUAAAUUAAACACUUUGGGACAGUUUGAGGGAUUUUAUUUAUAUAAACGAGCUACACCUCCCAUGAUGCAUCUGUUCUGAGAAGAAAGAAAGAAAGAAAGAAAGAAAGAAAGAAAGACAGAACAUUGGGCCGGAGUGGACUCCUCGGCGGCCGGUUCUGGCCCGCGGGCCUCGAGUUUGAACCCCCUGUACCAAUCAAUGCCCGCUGGAGUUUCAGCCAAUGGCGGCGCGGACCAGCCGCUGACGUCAGGCCGCGUGACGUCACGGUUCGGGUUGUUUUUCAGAGGGAGAGACGGCGUCUGGCGGCGCCAUUUUGGAAGCGGACAUUUGAUUUAUAAAACGCAGAAAACUGAGACGCCGCCGCGAUGUUGUACCUGGAGGAUUAUCUGGAGAUGAUCGAGCAGCUUCCCAUGGACCUGCGGGACAGGUUCACGGAGAUGCGGGAGAUGGACCUGCAGGUGCAGAACGCCACCGACCAGCUGGAGCAGAAAGUCAUCGAGUUCUUCGUCAACGCCAAGAAGAACAAACCUGAGUGGAGAGAAGAGCAGAUGGAAGUUAUUAAAAAGGAUUAUUACAAAGCUUUGGAAGAUGCAGAUGAGAAAGUGCAGCUGGCCAAUCAGAUUUAUGAUCUGGUGGACCGUCACCUGAGGAAACUGGACCAGGAACUGGCCAAGUUCAAGAUGGAGCUGGAGGCCGACAACGCCGGCAUCACGGAGAUCCUGGAGAGACGGUCGUUAGAGAUGGACAGCCCGUCUCAGCCAAUCAACAACCACCACGUCCACUCCCACACCACAGCUGAGAAGAGGAAGUACAGCGCUCCGACUCAUCACACCACUGAACACGUUCCAGAGAAAAAGUUCAAGUCUGAAGCUUUGCUGUCUACACUCACAUCAGACGCUUCUAAGGAGAACACGCCAGGUUGCCGUGCCAACAGCACGUCGUCCUCCAACAACAGCGUUUACAGUGUGAACUCGUCUCAGCCGCUGGCGUCCUACAACCUGAGCUCCCUGCCGGCGGGGCCCGGGGCCGGAGCCGGGGCCAUCACCAUGGCAGCCGCUCAGGCCGUUCAGGCCACCGCUCAGAUGAAGGAGGGCCGCAGGACGUCCAGCCUGAAGGCCAGCUACGAGGCCAUCAAGAACAACGACUUCCAGCUCAGAGGAGAGUUCUCUCUGUCCCGGGAUAACAGCGGCUACUCCUCCUCCGCCCUGGCCUCCACCCUCACCCAGACCCUCGCCCCCACCACCGCCUCCGACUCCCGGGGACGCAAGUCCAAAAGCAGCAUCAAGUCUUCCAACCACCAAUCAUCUUCCUCGUCUUCGUCCUCCUCGCUGUCGUCCUGCUCCUCAUCCUCAGCGCUGGCUCAGGAGCUUUCCCAGCAUGCAUCAGCGCUGCCCGAGGCCGAGGCCAACAGCCAGGUGGACUGGACCUACGACCCCAACGAGCCCCGAUACUGCAUCUGUAACCAGGUUUCUUACGGCGAGAUGGUCGGCUGUGACAACACAGACUGUCCGAUCGAGUGGUUCCACUACGGCUGCGUGGGUCUGACGGAGGCUCCGAAGGGGAAGUGGUACUGUCCUCAGUGUACGGCGGCCAUGAAGAGGAGAGGCAGCCGCCACAAAUGAACUGUUGAGUCUGUCUGCAGCACGACGGAUCAAACGCUCUGUGCCAACACAAACCAUCUUUGGAUUAAAGCCACACCAUGAAGAAACAUCUCUGAAGAUAAAAACUCUGUAUUCUGAAAUUCAUCCCGACGUUUCUCAAAGCUCCGAAAAAACGUUUUAAAACCCAAAAACAUCAAGAUCUCUGUUUUCUGUUCUAACGAACCGUGUUAAACUCUGACUUUAACAAUCCUGACUUUAACAAUCCUGACUUUAAUAAUCCUGACUUUAACAAUCCUGACUUUAAUAAUCUGACUUUAAUAAUCCUGACUUUAACAAUCCUGACUUUAA